CUGAAACGACUCUCCUACAUUUCCGACGGAGCUUUUAAGGACCUAAGCAACCUGCGCUACCUGAACCUGGGCAUGUGCAACCUCAAGGAAAUACCCAACAUUUUACCUUUGGUCAGGCUCGAAGAGCUGGAGAUGUCAGGAAACCAGCUCUCUGUGGUCAAACCCAGUUCCUUUACGGGUUUAGCGAACCUCCAAAAGCUGUGGAUGAUGCACGCCCAGAUUCAAACCAUCGAGAGGAACUCCUUCGACGAUCUACAGUCUCUGGUCGAGCUCAACCUGGCUCACAACAACCUGACGUUUCUACCGCACGAUCUCUUCACGCCUCUGCACCGCCUGGAGAGGGUCCACCUCCAUCACAACCCCUGGAACUGCAACUGUGAUAUCCUCUGGCUCAGUUGGUGGCUAAAAGAGAGCGUUCCCGCUAACACUAGCUGCUGCGCCCGCUGCCAUUCCCCCUCCGUCUUCAAGGGCCGCUACAUCGGGGAGCUGGACCACGGCUACUUCCAAUGCGACGUUCCGGUUAUCGUGGAGCCUCCCACCGACCUGAACGUGACCGAGGGAAUGGCCGCGGAGCUGAAGUGCCGAACCAGUUCGCUGACCUCCAUCUCCUGGCUCACGCCCAACGGCUCCCUGGUGACUCACGGGGCCUAUAAGGUGCGGCUUUCGGUUCUCAACGACGGGACGCUGAACUUCACAAGCGUCACCAUGCAGGACACGGGGACCUACACCUGUAUGGUCAGCAACACGGCCGGAAACAUCUCAGCUUCUGCCGUGCUUAAUGUUACUUCUGUGGAAAACAGCGGAGUGACCUAUUUUACUACGGUUACCGUGGAGACUAUCGAGACCCCCGGAGACGAUAGCCAAACCCAAAUCCCCCCGUUUGGCUGGGUUUCGUCCUCCACUACGAAGGGAACUCCAGUUCUGACACGGACCACGGAGCGGACUUACACCAUUCCGGUUCUGGACCUGGACGGGGAGGGAGCCCUCAACGGUUUGGACGAGGUGAUGAAAACCACCAAGAUCAUCAUCGGCUGCUUCGUGGCCAUAACGCUAAUGGCCGCCGUCCUGCUGGUUAUCUUCUACAAGAUGAGGAAGCAGCACAACCAGCAGGACCCGGACGGCCCCGCCUCCUCCAUGGAGGUCAUCACGGUGGAGGAGGAGCUCACGGGAGUCGCGGCUAUGGAGAGACACCUUUCGCUGCCCCCUCUGGAGCACUACAACCACUACAACUCCUACAAGAGCACUUACCACCACCCACACAUGCACGGCGCCAUACACAGCUCCGCCACGCAGGAACCCUUACUCAUUCAGGCCUGCUCAAAAGACAAUGUGCAAGAGACCCAGAUCUGA
Molecule: messenger RNA, 1350 nt
Organism: Menidia menidia (Atlantic silverside)
Lineage: Eukaryota; Metazoa; Chordata; Actinopteri; Atheriniformes; Atherinopsidae
Source: the annotation of a GenBank genome assembly